Molecule: messenger RNA, 1137 nt
Organism: Neltuma alba
Lineage: Eukaryota; Viridiplantae; Streptophyta; Magnoliopsida; Fabales; Fabaceae
Product: WAT1-related protein At4g08300-like
Exons: 7
Coding region: 1-1137 (378 amino acids)
Cellular component (GO): membrane
Molecular function (GO): transmembrane transporter activity
Source: RefSeq, a predicted model, not a curated record
AUGGAACGAAAAGGAUGUGGUCUUGGGGAUUUGUGCGGCAAGUUCAAGCCACACCUAUUGAUGAUCUUACUUCAGUUGGUCUAUUCCAUCUUGUAUUUCAUCACAGAGGCUUCCUUCAUUCAUGGCUCCAAUCCUUAUGUCUAUGUGACCUAUAGGAAUAUUUUGGCUGGCCUUGUGCUGUCACCUUUUGCAUACUUCCUCGAGAGGUGCACAUAUGCUAAUGCACAGCCAAAGUUGACAUCGGCUCUUUUCUUGGAAAUUUGUGUGCUUUCUUUUUUGGAGAUGAGUUUGAGUCUGAACAUGUACUUUGCUAGCCUAAAAUACACGAAUCCAACCUUUGCGACUGUAUUAUAUAACACUCUAGCUUCCAUUACUUUCAUUAUUGCGGUGAUACUCAGGGUCGAGGUCAGUAAUCUGCGCAGUCUUCGUAGCAUAGCAAAAAUAGUUUGGACUUCGGUUUCUUUGGGUGGGGUAGUGAUCGUGACACUAUAUCGAGGACCAAUAAUAAGAAAUGUUUGGCCUCCUCUGAUUCAUAUUCGUAAAAAUGAUCAUAUCCAUGACGAGCGGUGCAAGGGAUCGCUCCUUGCAAUUGCAAGCUGUAUAUCUUGGGCCCUCUGGUACAUUAUGCAGGCGUAUAGCUUGAAAGGAUACCAUGCAGAAUUGUCGUUGACUACGUGGAUGUGCCUUGUUGGAGGAGCACAGUCAGCAGUUUUCAAAAUGAUAAUGGAACAUAACAAGUCGGCGUGGACUGUAGGUUUCAAUAUAGACUUGUUGUCCGUAACAUGUAGUGCAAGUCUGCAGAUAAAGAGAGGAGUUGUGGCCUCGGGUUUGUUUAUUUUCGUUCAACUGUGGUGCACAAAAGAAGAAGGCCCAGUUUUUGUCACUAUGUUCAACCCUCUUCUUACAGUUUUAGUGGCUGUUCUUUCAUAUUCCGUCGUCGGCGAUAAACUUCACCUGGGCUGCAUCGUGGGGGCAAUCGUAGUGGUGAUUGGUCUGUACUUGCUGAUUUGGGGUAAAGAAGAAGGGCAAGAGGGUGACAUUAGCAGUUCAAAAAAGCGAUUGAUGUGCAAUUCUGAUGAUCCCCGAAAGCAGGACAACUUGGAUCUUUUUAAGAGAGUCAGAAGACCAAAAAGCUAA